AUGAGAAAGAAAAAGGCAGAUAAAUUAGUAGGGAGAAUAGAAAGUGCAGAUUCUAAAAAAUCCCAAAAAAUUUUUAACCCAAACAAAUCAAACCUAACAAAAUCUCAACUACAGGCCAUAAAAUAUGCUGAAGAGUUAAGAGUUCAUGAAGGUGAUUUGAAAAAUGUCCAUGAGCCAAAAGAGACCAAAGAAUCAGAAAAAUGUCCCAAUGUUAAUGUCUACGCUGUCAAAAAAUUGAAACUAUUACAGCCUGCUCUCAAUAAAGCCGAAUGCAAAGUUGUUGUGGCAAGACCAGCGCCACCAGAUGCGCCUUUGAAGAAUCCGACCAUCAAACUAGCAACACCAGUGGCAGACGUCUUUACCAUUACACUGUAUUGCAAACGAAUACUUUUAUUGUUUUUAAAAGAUGAAAAUGAGUUUUUAGGCGGAAUUCAAUUGAACGCCAAAGGACAAAUAAUUCCUUAUGGCUUGCUUGGUAGUGUUGGUGAUUUUGUAGCACAGGCCAUGAAACGAGGAGUUAGCCAAGACGUAUUACGAAAGGUAAUAGGCGAUGGUGAGGACGAGAAACCGCCAUCUAGCGAAGCCCCAGUGACGAAUUUUGAAGUAAAAAAGAAAAAGAAGAAAAGAAUAUUCGGGACUGAUUUACUUAGAGAAGAUAAACCGUUGAGAAAUUGGGAAAAGCACAUGAGGAUCAGAAGAUACCAGCAAGAAUAUCUUGCUUGUAUGCUGAAUAAGAACGUUGAAGACUUAGCUAUGAAUCAGGGUGAGAUGUUGAGAAAAGUGAGCGAACAUCAGAACAUCAUUGACGCCACACUGCCCUUCUUAGAAGCAGGGAAAGGAGUGAGAGCUGGAAGUGAAUUUUGGCAAGAGGCAGUGGUUGUCGGUUCUGAUCCAUGCACUGCUCUGCAUUCGACCCUGACCAACACGCAGAAGGGUUACGCCCCACCCAUUUCGUUUGUUGAUACGUCGUCGUACAUUCUCUGCCGCGAAAAAGGCCUACAGAAGGACAGAAUAGGUUUGAGCACGCACAAACCGUGGUUGAGGUCUAAUUAUUUGCAGCAGAGGAUGCAUCAGAUCGACAACCUAGCCUACGAACUCAAUCCACAUAUUCCACGAACGGAUGGACUGAUAGUACUAGGCCAGAAUCAUUCAUCCAUCCAGCAACAAGUGGAGUGCGACAAACUGAGGCGACUUUAUAGAUUUGGCACUGCAGUGGCUUCAUUCGACAUGAACAACAAGGACGACGACAACAUUGGGGUUGUCACCAACCUCCAAACUUGUGAUGAUAAUGAUGGUGUUGGUGAUUAUGGUAGUGAUCCAACUAGAAGACCGUCAUCAGGAGCAACAACAACCGCGGCAUUAACCCCAAGGUUACCGGUAACAAAUUUUGACCCCGACGAGGGCAUACCCCAGAUCAGAAGGGUGCAAAACUUCGUCUGCGGUCCGUCAAUUAUUUUCGGCGACUUCCGGGCCACUUUUUGUGAAAAAUGUCAUAGGGGGGAGGAUGAAGAUGGCGCUGUCGGUAAUGAUGAUGGUGAUGCUGUUUUUGGUUGCAGGUGCAAUCAUGAGGAUGUUGAUGUGAGGCUGUUGAUGGAAUGUUCGAUUAAUCAGAAACAACAAUGCAAGAAUCCUUUUGAUCUGGACGAGCCACUGAUAUCAAAAUUCUAUUUCAGUCCAUCUCCAGGUUUCAUAAUUCCCGGUGAAACAAGCGAGUUUCGGUUUCAUUUCAAAUCUCUUGAGUCUGGGAUUUUCCAAGAAUGUUGGUCAUUCAAGACGCAUCCACUGCUCAAUGCCGGAAGGUCGUUGGGUGUGACCUUAAAGGGCGUGGUCGUCAGGGCCGAUGACCAUUUUUGGACCAGGCAGAGUAUUGAGAAAUGUCUUUCCAAACGAGAAUCGAACCAGAUAGCCGAGAAUAUAGUGCGCAGUGUUCUGCUGAACGUCAACAAGAUAACAUCAGCCGUGCAUGGGGCUACUUCACCGGUGAUUCCCUUAUUGGAAGUUGAUAUCUUCAUUCAGAAGAACGUUCGAAAAUUAAAUGAAGACGAUGACGUCACAAAGGCGGAUAUGACGUCAACGAUGAUGAGUAACAUUCACGCAACGCUCAUGUAUAAUAACAUCAAUGAUCUAAUUCCAACGACUAACAUAAAACCUGUUACUAAUUUUGAGCUUCCGGAAACAGCUCAACAACAAAAAUCGGAAACAGGUCAGACACAACAAACACAACCGGAAGCAGGUCAACCAGAAGGACAACAAAUCAGCAAUCGAGAACCACGACAAGCAGCAAAAACAAACACGACACGACCAAUAAUAACCAACAGAUCCUCAAAUCCGGUAGAGCAAAACCAGACAUUAAAACCAUCAUCGUCGUUAUCAUCAUCAUCAUCGCCGUCCUCUUCUUUUUCCUCCUCCUCAUCAUCAUCAUCGUCAUCUCAACCGAUUGUAUCAGUAGAAGAUGUUUGGGAUUUAGAUGUCGACACUUUAAAAUCGUUGAUCAUGAGUCUGCCGGGGGACUGCGACGAGAGGGAGAUGUGCCUAGAAAGGCUGAACGCCACUCUGCUGAAGAUGUCCUACUUUGUGGUACAACCAUGCCAGCAAUCUCUCAAUAAUAUACUGAGACCAGCAACAUCAGGCGGAUGUUCCGCUAAAUUAUACGACGGCAUCAAAUAUAAGGAGAAGUUCUACUCACUGGCCCACAACACGAUACUGAACUUGACCUCUGACCUAGGCCUCUUUCUCGAUGAUGUCACAUCCCUGCUGACGUAA
Messenger RNA from Helobdella robusta, 2763 nucleotides. RefSeq lists its product as hypothetical. The record is from RefSeq and is a predicted model, not a curated record. NCBI's taxonomy places the organism in Eukaryota, Metazoa, Annelida, Clitellata, Rhynchobdellida, Glossiphoniidae. The transcript has 17 exons. Bases 1 to 2763 code for a protein of 920 amino acids.